AUGCUCCGGCUCAGGUAUCUGCUUCGAAGUCCUCACGCACGCUCGUCUCUCUUCGGUCCUACACACGCUCAUUCCAACUUCUUAAACCCACAAAAUGUGCGACAUGUGAGGUUUAGGCGGCCUCGGAUUAGGUCGUUCAUAUCAAAAUGUCUCCUGUACGGCACCGCAUUCUACCUCUGGAGCACCUUCGUACUGAUACGAUUUGACGACGAUACCGAAGAUGCUGAUCUAUCUCCUAUGGCCAACCCGGAGAAGACAUCUCCGCGUCGAACCUCCGUUGGAAGCGGCGAAAUCACCGGGAAAGAGGUCGAAAACGAGGGAGCGUUAUUCAUUCCGCUUGCCUGGUCACGUUUGCAGCAAGGCGAGCUAUACACUACAUCGGAUCCAGAGUGGCAAGAGUUUGUGAAAUUUUCUAAGGAUCGGAAGAAGCUCCAGAAGCUUAGGGAUGAACUCGCCACAAUCGUUUUAGAUAACGCGGGGAGGCAUAUGUCACCGAUACUCGGCGAGCCUCUCUCCCUCACGGGAUUCUGGCUUGUCCAUCAAUUUCCAGACCGUGCCCCUCCUGGAUAUGUGCGCUCGGGGGUGGAGAUCAAGAACGACAGUAUAUCGUGGGUCGCAAAGCCGAUGGACCCCGAGAUAGGUGACAGGUUACAGACAUUCAUGAAACCAGUUCAUAUUGCUUUAGCAAUCAGAGAUGCAUAUCUGGUGCUCUUGCUGAGGCAACUUGAUCGUUUCAGGAAACCCGCAGGGAAGUCGCUAGAUGCCGUUGAUUUGUUGGAUGAUUCUUCUGCCGCGCCUACCGAUGAGAGAAGGAACUGGAUUGGCCAGAAAGAUCAAUCUAAGCUACAAACUCCCCUGACUGACGGACUCAAAGAAAAUAUGCCGCCUAAUACCGAGAAUUCUAACUACCACCCAUCCUCACUCAUAUCUUUAUUACAGCGGCUACCGUUACCAGACCUCGGCCCGGGGUCGGAUUUGCACUUGGCAUCAGAGGCAUUCAAAUUACGAUUACACCAUGAAGAGGCCCAGGCAUCACGGUCUGCUCACCGCGGAGCCUUCUUUAUCACGGGUCCAGUUGGGUUGAAGGGUCCUAAUGGGUUUUGUCGAUACGAGGUGAAAGGCGAGUAUGAUCCAGCCAAGCGUGGAUGGCGAACAGUGGAAAUGACGCUCAAGGAUCUGAAUAUGAGGAGACAGGAGGCAUUGGGAAGUUGA
Messenger RNA from Penicillium roqueforti, 1212 nucleotides. RefSeq lists its product as uncharacterized. Lineage: Eukaryota; Fungi; Ascomycota; Eurotiomycetes; Eurotiales; Aspergillaceae. The transcript is spliced from 4 exons. Bases 1 to 1212 code for a protein of 403 amino acids. The record is from RefSeq and is a predicted model, not a curated record.